Molecule: messenger RNA, 967 nt
Organism: Dimorphilus gyrociliatus
Lineage: Eukaryota; Metazoa; Annelida; Polychaeta; Dinophilidae
Source: the annotation of a GenBank genome assembly
AAUGUGGAGUUUGUCAAAUAUUGCUAAAAAUAAAUUAUCCACCUUAAGUAGUUAUUACGAAAGUUCAGAUCCAGGAACUGCAGUUGAUGGUGAGACUAAUUGGCUUCAUGGACAAAAUGGUAUUAAAUGCGCUCAUACCUUCACUAAUAGACACCCAUGGUGGAAGGUUGAUUUAGUAAAACAAAGCCAAAUUUUGGCUGUAACAAUAAUUGGUAGAGGAGAGCACGCGGAUAGAUUAGAGAAUCUUCGUAUAGCCAUUUCUAGUGAAGACGUUACUCCAACACCUGAAAUUCCUGUAGAAUGUGGCUAUUACAAUGGACCAUUGCCUCCUUAUUUAACAAUGAGAUGUCCAAAAUCAACAAUUGGUCGUUAUCUAUCAGCAGUGAUUGUUGCCGAGCAUACAGCUCUUAUUUUAUGCGAAUUGGACAUUUUUGGUUAUAAUUUGGAUGAAAAUUUAAAAGUGAAUACAAUCUUUUACAAUCAAACUGAUUAUUUCUAUAGAAUUAAUAAUCAAACUAAAGAUUGUAAUGGAAAUUUAAAAUCUACAUCAGAUAUAUCAGAAUAUCAAAUAUCAUCAUCAUUUGAAAUUGUCCUUAAAGGAAUUGAUAUUGAAAAUCAAUCAUUUUAUUGCAACAUUUGUUGUGACAUGUCAAUGAAGAAAUGCAGGGUCAAACUGCAAAGGCUACCUUCUAGUGCAGCUGUUAAUGCAGAAAUAACUCAAACAUCUAAUUUCCAAUUGUGGCUUACUGAACAAGGCAUAUCAAAUAAUAUCAACAAGGAACAACUAUUGGAGUUGAUAUCACAACUUAAUGGAAAUCAUGAAAUUAUAAAUUUUAACAAUACAAUGAAAAGCAUUAGAAAAAAUGAUACAAAUUUUAAUGAAAUGGUAAGAUCUUUUACAGAAAUUGGAGUGAAUCCUGGAAAGGAAGAAAUUAUCAAUCUUAGAAAAUUCAACAACCAGUUGUAA